AUGACGUUGACGAGAUAUCAAAGGGGGGAUGCUAUAGAAGGAUGGAAUGACUGUCCGACGCCCCUAUCACUCUCCGAGAACAGCUCACAAGUCUCUUUAUCAGGUGACGAAGCGCGACAGAAACGUCAAGACAUAUUAGUCCAACUAGGUAAAGUGUUUGAUCUCCCGUUGUCACUACCAGAGAGGGAACUAACGCAUUAUAAAGGGAAAUUGCUGAUCCAGAUUCAAGUUGUCAGUGAACAACAUUUACCAUUUAUUGAAUCAGUAUUCAACGAAAUACUAGCUGGUGAGGCAGACUCUUCUAAAUUGAAGUCAGAAGUUGUUGAUUACAUGAUGAACCAUGACGCAGUCAGUGCGUGGUGUUCGCCUUUGAAAAAGAUUGUUUCUAGUAUACCCAAGGUCUAG
Lodderomyces margitis is the source of this 405-nucleotide messenger RNA. RefSeq lists its product as uncharacterized. The transcript has a single exon. The coding region runs from base 1 to 405 and encodes 134 amino acids. Lineage: Eukaryota; Fungi; Ascomycota; Pichiomycetes; Serinales; Debaryomycetaceae. The record is from RefSeq and is a predicted model, not a curated record.